CCGAAGGGAAAAGUAAAAAAAUUUAUUGACAAAGACAACUCAGUGACGUUCCACUUGGUCCACCGAUCCCAGCAAGAUCCCCUGAUAACUGACGAGAAUGCUCCGCAGCGUGUUUUGGUUCCAGUUGAUAACGAAAAACACGAUAAGGAUCCGGCGAAAAAUAAUCUUAAGCAGAAGAAAAAAGAAGAGCAGGAAAAGUACGGGAUAUUUUUUGAUGACGACUAUGACUACUUGCAACACUUGAAGGAUGGUAACAAGUUGUCAGUCGAGUGGGAACGAGUGGAUGAGCCGAGCAAUAGCAAUAAAAAGAAAGAUGAUAAAGAACCACCCAAAAUAAACUUACCCUCGUCGGUAUUCGCUUCUUCUGUGGAGGAGAAAGUUGGGCUUUUGAAUAAAGCUGCGCCUGUUUCGGGACCAAGGCUGGACUUUGAUCCUGAUGUGGUAGCUGCUAUGGACGAUGACUUUGACUAUGAUGAUCCUGAUAAUCAGCUGGAGGAUGAUUUUAUGCAGUUUGCUAACGCUGAAGGUGAACUCGAUGAGGAAGAUGAGGGUGAGUAUGAUUCGGAUGCUUCCUCAGGACUCUUUGAUAUUUCAGAAGAAGAGAGAGAUGAAGUUGGCAGCCUAGAUGGUCCUAGAUAUCAGUUUAAAGAAGAAGAAACUAAAUCAAGAUUCACCGAGUAUUCUAUGAGUAGUAGUGUCAUCCGAAGAAAUGAAAAUUUGACGCUUGUUGAUGAAAAAUUUGAAAGGGUGUACGAAGCUUAUGAUGAAGACCAAAUAGGAGCUCUGGAUGACUCUGAAGAAGAACUAGAAUACGUCGAAGUAGACGAACGUAUAAGAAAAAAAUGGGACUGUGAAAGUAUCCUGUCUACUCACAGUACCCUUUACAAUCAUCCUAAAUUGCUGGAAGACCCUAAACUUAAGAGGGAGAGGAAAAUAGAAAUAAACAAGCGUACGGGAAUACCCAAAGGUAUAUUGGGUGAGCAGCCUGGAAAACUGACAGCAAAAAAUUUAGCUCGAUUAAGUCUGGGAAACGAGGACGAGAGAAAUCCGUCUGCUGCUGCAAGAUCGAUCGCCGAGACUCAAAAAAGUUAUUACAGUGAGAUCAGUACGAGGGUGAAAAAUGAAACUUCUGAUCAGAGGAAAGAACGUCAUAGGGAAUUGAAGUUGUAUCGAAAGCUACGCAGAGAAGAGCGCAAAGAAAAUAAACUGGCAUUCAAAGAAGAGAAGAAAUGCCAAGAAAAAAUAUUAUUAAAUAAUAAACGUAAUAAUUUCACAGCUCCAAACAUGAUACACGCGUAA
Messenger RNA from Cotesia congregata, 1299 nucleotides. Lineage: Eukaryota; Metazoa; Arthropoda; Insecta; Hymenoptera; Braconidae. The record is from the annotation of a GenBank genome assembly.